UGCUAGGAGCGUGUUUCAAUUGUUUCACUGCUAACGAUAAAUAACAACAGCGUGUUUACUCACGUAAACAACGUGAAAAGCUUGGAGUUUUACUAACAGAAUCGACAAAAAUGAGUGCGCGGCCGACUACAACCGCCACACGUACGAAGAAACAAAACCAUGCCAACAUACCUUGUCCUAUCGAAGAUUGCGCAAGAUUCACUUAUGGAAAACUACCAGAUCAUCUCACCAAGAUCCAUGGUCUCACAGGCGCCGAACGCGAUGCGCUCAACGAGCAACAACGAAAGAGAUUCUUCAAUGGCGAACUAUGCCAAGUCCGUUAUCUCAAAGAAACAGCUAUUAGAGAUCUUUGGGGCUCAGAUUACGAUGACCCUCGUAUUAGAGCUAAGAUACAUCAGAGCUAUGCGCUAGUUAAAAUACGCAUCAUUCCACUAGCGGCUACACAGAGAAGUCGGCCCCUGACAGAACAAGACGCAAAUGUUCUGACAGCUUACAAUGCUAGAACUGCUCCAAGACCUGCGCGUGUUCAACGCACUAGAACUCGAGCGAGACCUUAUGCGGUACCAGAGACGAAUUCAGUUCAAAGUAGUUUGUCAAGCGAAUCGAGUGAAGAUGACAGUGCACGUAGCUCGUUGCCUCUAUCACCACCCCCAUCGUCUCCGUCCCUACCGCCAUCACCAGCUCCCUAUGAACUACAACCUGUAGAAACACGGCUACGAGAUAUUUUCGACUCUAAAAUUGACGCAGGCUACAAAGCUGUAAUUGAUGAUAUGAAGAAAUCGAUGACGAUGGGCAGAACACUUGGUACGAGGAAGCGAAAAAUCUAUAGAACAUACCGCCGAUAUGCAAAGCGGCUAAUAGCAUUCUUACACCGACAGCACUCUCCUUUAGCGUACGAUGUUGACGUGUUGUUAUGCGGAGAGAGGCAAGUUUGCGCGUUUCUAGACAACAUAAGUCGAGAGCAUAAAACUAAAACCUUGAGAAACUACAUUGUUGGUGCAAUAAAACUAUUGGAUUCACGACUUUUCGCUUUAGAAAGAGACCCAUCGUGUAAAGAAAAGGUGGUUUCAAUGAACCGUGUAUAUGAAGUUUUGCUCGCUCGACUAAACGAUUGUGAUAGGCUGCUAACCCAAAAAGAAAUGUCACAUCAUAAGGAAACAACACCUGAAGAUGAUGAUUCCGAACAAGACUUUGACAAUGCAUACGAUGGGCUGGUUUAAAAAAUAAGACUUUUGUAUAUAUAACAUUCAAUAUAACAUAUAUAGCGAGAUCUACCCUUGGUAAUUUGUGUAUGUAAAUAAGUAUGUAUAAAUAAAUUACCAAUAUAUUUGGACUUUGGUAUUCGUUAGUCAACGCAUUAUAAUUUUGAAUAUAAUUUAUAGAGAACUGAAAUAUAUUUUUUUUCUGAUAGUGAUAAAAGUAACUUAUCGAAGUAUUAUUAUGUAAAUACCAUUAAAUUAUAAAUUAUGUACAUAUGAUUGAUACGUGUUGAAAGCAAUAAUGUAAAUUACAAUUAAUUUCAUAACAUACUCGUAUUAUAACAUGUUAUUAAACAUAUUUUGUAAUAUAUGUAUAUAAUUUUAUACUAUUGUAUUCGCAUGUCUCCGAAUUCUAUGAUACAAGUACUGAA
Pieris rapae (cabbage white) is the source of this 1630-nucleotide messenger RNA. RefSeq lists its product as uncharacterized. The transcript has 2 exons. NCBI's taxonomy places the organism in Eukaryota, Metazoa, Arthropoda, Insecta, Lepidoptera, Pieridae. The coding region runs from base 111 to 1220 and encodes 369 amino acids. The record is from RefSeq and is a predicted model, not a curated record.